Messenger RNA from Ilex paraguariensis (yerba mate), 936 nucleotides. The record is from the annotation of a GenBank genome assembly. Lineage: Eukaryota; Viridiplantae; Streptophyta; Magnoliopsida; Aquifoliales; Aquifoliaceae.
AUGGUGUGUGCACCUUGUGACAGUUGCUAUCCUCAAGAUCAACCCUUCUUUGAUCCCACGAAAUCUUCUACUUAUGUGGAGCUUCCUUGUGACUCUAGCCCUUGUCAAGCCCUACCAAGAUAUACAAACGGCAAUACAAGUGGUGAAUGCAAAUACCACUACAGUUAUGCGGAUAACUCAUAUACUGCUGGGGUCCUGUUCUCAAACACCUUCACAUUUGGUUCUACCGAGGGCCAGGUAUUCGCAUUUCCAAAUUCUUUAUUUGGAUGCGGUCACGAUAAUAGUGGAACAUUCAAUAUCCUUGGCUAUGGGCUUGUUGGUCUUGGGGGCGGAUCCCUGUCACUGAUCUCACAGUUGGGUGCUGAAAUUGAGUAUGAGUUCUCGUAUUGUUUGCUUCCAUGGAUAGUAAACACCUCCAGCGUAUUGCGAUUUGGCCCAGAUGCUAUUAUAUCUGGUCGAGAAGUUGUUUCAACACCAUUAGUAUCGACGGGUGGUUCGGAUUCAGAUACCUUCUACUAUCUCACGCUUGACGCUGUAAGCGUGGGGAGCAUGAAAAUACCAAGCAAUCAAAUAGAAGGCAAUAUCAUAAUUGAUUCAGGAUCAACAUUGACUAUGUUGAACUCUGACUUUUACGAUGAGAUCGAAGUUGCUGUGACAGAAUCCAUUAGUCUAGAUCCAGUUCAAGAUCCACCAGACAACUACAGAUUGUGUUACAAUUCAGAUUCGUUCAGUACAAUUCUCAUUCCGAGAAAUUUUUCUAUGGGUAUUACACAUCACCUGGCUUUGCCCAUGUGGUGUGAAGGACGAAAAGUUAACAGACUAAACUCCAAAAAAAAAAAAAAAAAAAAAAAGGCCUGUCCUUUUUUCUCUUUUCAAAUUUUAAAAACUCUAAAAUUCAAAACUCAACUCUCCAUUUCCAUUUCUUUCCCUCUGUAA